GAAGCGUAAGGUCCAUUUGGGAAUCAGAACAAUCAAUCGACGGCCACAUCUCACGAGACAUAAACAGGUGGAGUUGGAGGAAUCGACGGAGAUCGGAAUCCGGUUUAGGGUUUUAGCAAAGAAGAACAAUGGAGGGUUGGGAUCCGAAUACCAAGUCGACGCUUACCCAAAUCCCUCUAUUAACGACGAAAGCCGGGCCCAGAGAUGGCGCCGCAUGGACGCAGAGGCUGAAGGAGGAGUAUAAGGCAUUGAUAGCCUACACCCAGAUGAACAAGUCAAAUGACAACGACUGGUUUAGGAUCUCAGCUGCAAAUCCAGAAGGAACACGUUGGAUCGGAAAGUGCUGGUACAUUCAUAACCUUCUCAAGUACGAAUUCGAUCUUCAAUUCGAUAUUCCCGUCACGUAUCCCUCCACAGCGCCGGAGCUUGAGCUGCCGGAGCUCGAUGGAAAAACCCAGAAGAUGUAUAGAGGUGGAAAGAUCUGCUUAACCAUUCAUUUCAAGCCGCUGUGGGCGAAAAAUUGCCCUAGGUUUGGAAUUGCUCACGCUCUUUGUUUGGGACUUGCACCAUGGCUUGCCGCUGAGGUUCCAAUUCUCGUUGACUCUGGUAUGAUCAAGCACAAAGACGACACGACAUCAACCAGUGAAUCUUAGAAAGUAUAUGAACUUCUCAUGGCCAUAAAACUGAAACUUUUGACCUCGUACAUUUCUGGGUAAUUGGAAAAUAAACUUAUCAAGCACCAAAAGUUGUAAUUUAGAGGUUGUUCUUCGACCCCCCAACCCAUAAAUUUAACUGUUGAGGUUACAACCCUUCAGUUACUUAUAUACAUAGUUAUAUAUUUACUGGGAUUCUGUCGUAUAUGUUGAUACACCAGCUAAUCACCUUUUGUUUACCAUUAUUCUCUCUUGGAUUGGCUCUAAUGAAAAUGUGGACUGCAGAUUGUUCUUGGGAAUGAAGCAUCUGCUUGAUGCACUUUAGUUAAUCUCU
Messenger RNA from Cucumis sativus (cucumber), 987 nucleotides. RefSeq names its product ubiquitin-fold modifier-conjugating enzyme 1. Gene Ontology annotation, biological process: protein K69-linked ufmylation. The coding region runs from base 129 to 653 and encodes 174 amino acids. Lineage: Eukaryota; Viridiplantae; Streptophyta; Magnoliopsida; Cucurbitales; Cucurbitaceae. Gene Ontology annotation, molecular function: UFM1 conjugating enzyme activity. The record is from RefSeq and is a predicted model, not a curated record. The transcript is spliced from 3 exons. Gene Ontology annotation, cellular component: cytoplasm.